Parastagonospora nodorum SN15 is the source of this 1743-nucleotide messenger RNA. RefSeq lists its product as hypothetical. Bases 1 to 1743 code for a protein of 580 amino acids. Gene Ontology annotation, molecular function: CoA-ligase activity. Gene Ontology annotation, biological process: secondary metabolic process. Lineage: Eukaryota; Fungi; Ascomycota; Dothideomycetes; Pleosporales; Phaeosphaeriaceae. The transcript is spliced from 3 exons. The record is from RefSeq and is a predicted model, not a curated record.
AUGCUCACCCACAGAAACAUCGUUGCAAACACGUUGAUGCUGAAGGCAGGAGAAGCUGGCCUGCUCCAGCCAACAGGUGGCCCUACCAACGAGGGUGAUAAGCUUCUUGCCUUUCUACCCUUCUUCCAUAUUUAUGGUUUGACAUGCCUAAUACAUCAGAGCUUGUACUCUGGUUUACAGCUCGUUGUCAUGCCAAAAUUUGAUCUCGAAGACUUUUGCAAAUUCAUUCAGGAAUUGAAGGUCACAUUCGCCUACGUGGUUCCUCCCGUUGUACUGCUCCUAGGGAAGAGCCCGGUUGUUUCCAAAUACGAUUUCAGCACGAUCCGCAUGAUGAAUUCUGGCGCUGCUCCUUUGACUCGCGAGCUUGUCGAGACUGUCCAUAAGCGCCUCGGCAUCCCCGUCAAGCAAGGUUACGGUCUAUCGGAAACUAGCCCUACAACCCACACUCAGUCGUGGGGUGACUGGAACAAGACCAUUGGCUCGGUGGGCACUCUUCUACCAAACCAGACUGCCAAAUACAUGUCAGCCGACGAGAAAGAGAUGCCAGUUGGUGAGGUUGGAGAGCUUUGGAUCAAGGGCCCAAAUGUGUUCAAAGGCUACUUAAACAAUCCAGAGGGCACUGCACAUGCACUGACAUCGGAUGGCUACUUCAAGACUGGCGAUGUCGGAUAUCAAGAUAAAGAAGGGAACUUCUACAUCACAGAUCGUGUCAAGGAACUCAUCAAGUACAAGGGCUUCCAAGUCCCGCCUGCAGAACUCGAGGGACUCUUGGUCUCUCAUCCGAAUGUGCUGGACUGCGCAGUGAUUGGCUUGUACGACAAGGAUCAAGCCACUGAGAUCCCAAGGGCGUAUGUUGUGCCCAAGGAUGGACUGGGUAAGACUGAGGCGGAAGCGAAGGAGAUUGCGGAUUGGUUGAGCGCGAAGGUCGCACAUCAUAAGAAGCUGAGAGGUGGAGUCAGAUUUGUGGAUGAGAUCCCGAAGAGCAUCUCUGGUAAGAUUUUGAGGAGGGUGCUUAAGGUGAAGGCACAGGAGGAGAUGGACGCUGGGGCCGAGGGCUUCUGCUACACACACGGCAACAAGAAGUACCCUCCAUCACGAAGCACUGAGCUGCAACGCAACAUGACGACUCUUGGGUCUAAGAGGCGCGCACCCGACACGUUCGGCCAAAAUCCAAAGCGCCCAAAGCCUGCGGAUCCUGAUGUCGAGGAAUUGGAAAUCGAGGAAACAUAUCACAUCUCUGUCACUCUCCACAGCAAGUUCAACGUCUUUCCGAUAAACCUCCGAUCACCCUUACAGAAAGCUUACGCAAAUUCAAUGCGCACUCAGAUGAAAAUCUUCCUCGAAAUGACCCUACCCAAAGGCAGUCAGAUGUACUCGGUCAUCUCCGAGCUGCGUACCCGCAAGUCCAGCCCCCUUGUCGAAAAGAAAAUGGUCGCGCAAAAAGACAACAUACCCUCGGAGGACUUGGCUAAUACCGCGUUGAUGGAGAUGUUUUGGGAUGCGAAGAAAGCCUAUCUCACCAAGGAUAAGAAGCCCGUAUUCGUGGAACUCAAGCCAGAGGGCAAGGUCGCCAACCCGGAAUUUACGAGGUUUCACUGUGUUCGACGGAAUGAGAUUGGGUGGGGGUUCGAUAGUCUGGGGUGCCUGAGCAUCCAUCUAGUCUUUAUGGAGAAUGCGACCAAGCUGUGCGAAUAUGAUAUCUAUGUGCAGAGGAUGGGGGUGGGGGUUAAGGAGGAGGGUUGA